AUGUUAUUAACGAACAUUUUUCUGUCGAUACUUCUGCAAUAUUUUACAACUAGUACUACUGCUAAUGGAACAAAUAUUUCCAAAAUUUCUAUUGAAAAAGUAUCAGAGGAAGAAAAUGAAAUUUUAAAUGAAAAUGAGCUAAAAAAGCCUGAAGUUAAGCUAAAGCAAUGCGAACAUGUUGAUCCAUACGUGGAUGUAAUAUCUUGGUCAACAGUUAAUGCUAAUGUUAGCAAUUGUGAUCCAGUUACACCAAAAGAAAGUAAUAUGAUAGCAAAUGAAGCAGGGAGACAACGAUAUGAAUGGGGUAUCAAGAAAUUUGCUUAUGAUGUAGUGACAAGUGAUAAAAUUGGACCACGUCGUAAAUUAUCGCCUGUUUAUCAUGAAUUAUGUGAAACAUUACCUCGCAAUAUCAGUUUAACUGUAAGCAUAGUUAUUAUUUAUCACAAUGAAGCAUUGUCUGUAUUAAUUCGUAUGUUAAACAGUAUUUUCGAUCAUACUCCAUCUAAUCUUCUUCAAGAGAUUAUUUUAUAUGAUGACUAUAGUGAUUAUGAUACAAUGCUCAUUAAUCACGUUAUCACUUAUGGCAAUUAUGUACAAUGGCCAAUGGAAAAAAUAAUCACGCAGCGUAGUAAUGAACGCUUAGGACUUAUUAGAGCUAAGGUGUACGCAUCACGUGUGGCCCAUGGUGAUGUUCUCAUAUUCUUGGAUAGCCAUUGUGAAGUAACUCCGUUAUGGAUUGAACCUUUACUGCUGCCAAUACAGGAAGAUUCCACAAGAGUUGUUCUUCCAGUCGUUGAUUUAAUUAGUGCAAAAACGUUUGAAUUUUCCAAAGCAAUGAUAGCAAAAGGUGCAUUUAAUUGGGAUCUUGAAUUCAAGUGGAAAUAUAUUCCAUGGGAGUAUUGGGAUUUACCGGAAAACAAUAUUAAACCCUUUCGAUCAUCGACUAUGUCAGGCGGUUUACUAGCAAUUGACCGUAAAUAUUUCCAUGCAAUGGGUGAAUAUGAUACCGGAAUGGAGAUUUGGGGAGUUGAAAAUAUCGAAAUGUCCAUUCGGAUAUGGCUUUGCGGUGGAUCCAUCUUAGUAGCACCAUGCAGUCACGUUGGCCACGUAUUUCGUACGCGUCGUCCAUAUACGAACAAACCAGGUGUAGAUUCAAAGUUAUAUAAUUCGCUACGAACCAUUAAAAUUUGGUUCGAUGAUUAUGAUAAAUACUUCUAUGAGAAACGACCGGAUGCGAAAGGAAUGAAAGCAGGCGAUCUGAGUGAACGCAUGAAAUUAAAGGAAAGUCUCAACUGUAAGCCAUUUCAAUGGUACAUACAAGAAAUUGAUCCGGAACUCGAGCCUAAAAAGAUGCUACAUGAAGAACUAUAA
This is a messenger RNA of Brugia malayi, 1371 nucleotides long. It is a transcript of the gene Bma-gly-8, whose product is annotated as glycosyl transferase, group 2 family protein. NCBI's taxonomy places the organism in Eukaryota, Metazoa, Nematoda, Chromadorea, Rhabditida, Onchocercidae. Gene Ontology annotation, cellular component: Golgi apparatus. The coding region runs from base 1 to 1371 and encodes 456 amino acids. The record is from RefSeq and is a predicted model, not a curated record. Gene Ontology annotation, molecular function: Notch binding. Gene Ontology annotation, biological process: regulation of Notch signaling pathway. The transcript is spliced from 8 exons.